CAGUCGGGCUCACCAAGCGAGAGGCCAGCACUAGCCCGUGACCGAGCUCAUCUCCAGCCGAUGGUACAUUGAGUCGAAGCAUGUGUCACGGCCGUUCCAUUGCUGGUGGCGUGUGCAGAUUUCGCUGAUACUUAACCGACAAGCGUUGAGCCUGACGCUGUGGAUUGCGUCUGACACCGACUUGCGCCUCUACCCAGCAGGACUCAGCCCUCCGAGGAGCAGAUCAACCUACUCAUUGCUUGGAUAUGGCGUCUUCCAGGGAAAAUACGUCUGUCAUUGUUGUUGGCGGCGGCGGUACCAUUGGCUCUUCGACAGCUCUUCAUCUGGUCCGUUCAGGCUACACACCAUCGAACAUCACCGUCCUGGAUACAUAUCCCAUCCCAUCAGCACAGUCGGCUGGCAAUGACUUGAACAAAAUCAUGGGCAUCCGCUUGCGGAACAAGGUCGACCUCCAGCUGAGUCUAGAAGCGAGGCAAAUGUGGAAAGAAGACGAUUUGUUCAAAGAAUAUUUCCACAAUACCGGACGACUCGACUGCGCAAAUGGCGAAAAGGGAGUGGAAGACUUGAAACAAGCAUACCAAGCUCUUCUAGAUGCCAAUGCUGGUCUUGAAGAAACAAUUGAGUGGCUGGACUCUGAGGACGAAAUUCUGAAGAAAAUGCCGCUUUUAGACCGAAAGCAGAUCAAGGGCUGGAAGGCAGUCUAUAGCCGAGACGGCGGCUGGCUCGCAGCAGCAAAAGCCAUCAACGCGAUAGGCAAGUACUUGUGUGGUCAGGGAGUCAAGUUUGGUUUUGGUGGAGCGGGAUCGUUCAAGCAGCCUCUACUUGCCGAGGGAGUGUGCAUUGGUGUGGAGACAGUCGAUGGCACGAAGUACUAUGCGGACAAGGUGGUGCUAGCAGCUGGUGCUUGGAGCCCCGUCUUGGUCGAUUUGGAAGAACAAUGUGUUUCAAAGGCGUGGGUAUAUGCCCACAUCCAGCUUACACCCAAAGAAGCAGCAGAGUAUAAAAACGCGCCCGUAGUAUACAACGGCGAUGUUGGCUUCUUUUUCGAGCCCGAUGAGCAUGGUGUCAUCAAGGUUUGCGACGAGUUUCCUGGCUUUACUCGCUUCAAACAACACCAGCCAUAUGGGACAAAGGCACCAAAACGCAUCUCUGUGCCCAGAUCAGCCGCAAAACAUCCGUCAGACACGUAUCCUGAUGCCUCUGAAGUGAGCAUCCGCAAGGCCAUUGCAACCUUUCUGCCUAGGUUCACCAAGAAGGAGCUGUUCAACAGACAUUUGUGUUGGUGUACGGAUACGGCUGAUGCUGCGCUCUUGAUAUGCGAGCAUCCUGAAUGGAAGAAUUUUGUACUUGCUACUGGGGACAGCGGCCAUACAUUCAAGCUGCUACCGAAUAUUGGAAAGCAUGUCGUUGAGUUGCUCGAAGGCACGCUAGCAGAUGAUCUGGCGCAUGCAUGGAGGUGGCGGCCUGGUACGGGUGAUGCGCUCAAGUCGAGGAGAGCAGCACCAGCGAAGGAUCUUGCAGACAUGCCUGGGUGGCGGCAUGAUGAGUGGGCCACGUCUAAGUUGUAG
Exserohilum turcica Et28A is the source of this 1568-nucleotide messenger RNA. RefSeq lists its product as uncharacterized. The coding region runs from base 246 to 1568 and encodes 440 amino acids. The transcript has 4 exons. Lineage: Eukaryota; Fungi; Ascomycota; Dothideomycetes; Pleosporales; Pleosporaceae. The record is from RefSeq and is a predicted model, not a curated record. Gene Ontology annotation, molecular function: flavin adenine dinucleotide binding; saccharopine oxidase activity; sarcosine oxidase activity.